Messenger RNA from Thalassophryne amazonica, 4221 nucleotides. It is a transcript of the gene accs, whose product is annotated as 1-aminocyclopropane-1-carboxylate synthase homolog (Arabidopsis)(non-functional). Lineage: Eukaryota; Metazoa; Chordata; Actinopteri; Batrachoidiformes; Batrachoididae. The record is from RefSeq and is a predicted model, not a curated record. Gene Ontology annotation, biological process: amino acid metabolic process; biosynthetic process. The coding region runs from base 336 to 3254 and encodes 972 amino acids. The transcript has 15 exons. Gene Ontology annotation, molecular function: pyridoxal phosphate binding; transaminase activity.
CGCACGGCAGUGAUGCACGCCGUCACAGCCUGAUAUAAGCGAAAGCAGAAUCUGCUCUUAACACGGGUCAAAGUUAUCCCGGAAUAAGGACAGCACGCAUGUGCCGUCAACCCGGAUGUAGUUUUUUUUUUUUGGUACGCCUCUGUAAGAUAUUUCACCAAGUUAUGACACUUCUGUUUUGCACAGACGAAGCUUUGCCGUGCCGAUCCGUUCCAAACCGAGUUAAACAGCCGCUGUAUGCGUGACAACGUUAUGACGUCUGUUAUAACGGGUUUUUUUUUAAGUUAGAUGUGCUCUAAAUAAAGCCGCACUUCUUUGUCCCGUAAGUUAAGAAGAUGGACUUUCGCUCCAGGAGACACGAGCGCGGCAGCAACUGGACCGACCCGGAGAUUGUAGAACUGCUCCAGCUGUGGUCCGACGAGACGGUCCAGAUGGAACUAGAGAGCUCAUUGCGCAACCAGCGCGUGUUUGACCGGAUUGCCCACGUGCUGCGAGAAAAGGGCAUCUACCGCACGGGGGACCAGUGCCGGGAGAAAAUCAAGAAGAUGAAGCUCGAGUACCGCCGCAUCAAGGAGAACCUCAAGAUGAGAUCCUGGAAGUUCUACGACGUGAUGGACAGGGUGAUGGCCAACAGACCGGCCGUUAGCUACGCCUCCCUGGGCGGAGCUGUUGUAGCUCAGCAGCAGCAGGUGUUACAAAGUCCCGGUGGACCCGACCCCUUCCUGCAGGGAGGACCGCAUGGUUCUGCUUGUACAGUAGGAGGGUUCCUGUUUGGACCGCCCCCCAAAACGACCGACCCACUGGAUAUAAAAUGUGAAGAUGCUGAUGAGGGCGUGUUGAACUCUGGUGUUGCGCCCCCGGAGAUGUUCUACGGCUCUGGCGAUGAUCAGGAGACUGAUGGACAGUCUGUCCUGGCCACGGAGGACACACUGGGACGAGGAGACAGCACCGCCAACACCACAAUCUCACCUUCAGGUUUUAGUGACCUGAACAUUGCCGGCUCUGCCACAGCUGCCACCCCGACUACCGGUGGUCCUACACCGCAGAAUGCAGUUGAGGAGCCCAACGAGGGCUCUCAUUCCUCAAUCGCCGUGAGAAAGAGGAAACGUUGCCGGGCGAGCAAAGCAUCAUGGGCCCAUGGGGGUUCAAGAUGUGGCGGCCAGAGUUGCCUGGAUAAAGCUCUUGUUAGCUUCCUCAACUGGCAGCAGUCGGCGGAGGAGCGCCUCCUCUCGUUGGAGGAGGCUCGGCUGGAGAGGGAAUUUCAGGCCGAGGAGCGCCGAGAGCAGAGGGACGAGAGACGGGCGGAACAGGAGCGGCAGCACGAGCUUCGCAUGUUCAGCAUGCUCACGGGAGCAUUAGUCGCUGUCAGACAGGGCGCCGUGACCGCGGCGACAGCUCCACCUGACCCCUCUGUCUCACCUCCAGCUCAUCUGUCGGCUUCGCAGACAAGUGCAGCCGCCCCCUCUGUCUCAUCAUCUUUAUCUCAGCCACCGUCAGGAGCUCCCGCUGCACAGGCUUCUUACACCGCGGAGACAACAGAGUCACCGCCACCUACACGUGUCACGGCCUGCAAAACAUCUGGGGAGGUUAAGGGCAAGUCUGCUGAAACCCCUAAACAUAGCAUGUACCUGUCCAACAGGGGCAACCACUAUCUACAGCGUCACAACAUUCUCAACGAGGGCUUCUACAAAUAUUUUGCAGACAAACACCAUGAGACAGAAAACCCUAAGGGCGUGGUCAACAUGGGUACAAGUGAGAACAAACUCUGCUUUGAUCUUCUUCACAAGCGGCUGACCAAGCCUGACAUGUUUCACAUUGAUCCAUCCUUGUUGGAGUAUGCAGACUGGAAAGGACAGCCAUUCCUGAGAGAGGUGACUGCAAAGUUCCUGUCUCACUAUUGCCGUUCUCCGAGGCCCCUGAAAGCAGAGAAUGUUGUGAUGACAAAUGGCUGUGCCUCCCUUCUGUGUGCUAUUUCGGCAGUAAUUUGCGACCCUAAAGAUGCCAUUUUAAUUCCUACACCUUUCUACGGUACUAUUACUGAUGAUGUUGACCUAUACAGUGACGUAAAACUGUUUCAUGUACCUCUUGACUGUGAGGUCAACAGUGAAGACAGAAGACCCUUCAAUCUCACAGUACUCAAACUAGAAGAAGGACUAAAAAGGGCAAAGCAAGAGGGGUUUGUCAUCCGAGGUGUUAUACUGAUAAACCCCCACAAUCCCUUGGCUGAGAUCUACACUCCUGAGGAGAUGAUUGCAUUCUUGGAGUUUGCCAAAAGGAAUGAGCUCCACGCUAUCAUUAAUGAGGUGUACAUGCUGUCCAUUUUUGAUGAAUCGGUCACAUUUCACAAUGUCCUCAGUAUAAACAGUUUGCCUGACCCACGUAGGACUCAUGUACUGUGGGGGCUGAGUAAGGACUUUGCAAUGUCUGGAAUGAGAAUCGGUGUUCUGUAUACUGAAAACGAAGAUGUUGUGGAAGCUUUGAGCACGCUGGGUGUGUUGCACGGUAUUUCUGGACCCAGCCAGCACCAGGCAGCACAACUGCUUCAGGAUAGAGACUGGAUCAGCAAAGAAUUUUUGCCUGAAAACAGACGGCGGCUGAAAGCUGCACACACCUACGUGACGGGAGAGCUGAGGAUUAUGGGUAUCCCCUACCUGGACAGACCUGCUGCAUUAUAUGUCUGGGCUGAUUUCAGAAAGUACCUCAGAGAGUCGUCAUUUGAGGAGGAGUUGUCUAUGUGGAGGCGUUUCCUCCGACACAAGGUGUUGCUGAGCUGUGGCCAGGCCUUCUUCUGUUCCACUCCAGGCUGGUUCCGCAUUGUGUUCUCAGAUCAACAGCACCGCCUACAGCUCGGACUAAAGCGAAUCGGGGAGGCUUUGAAAGAAAUUGAAGCAGAAAAUGCCGGCACUGAUUUAGACUACAUCAAAGACGCCUCUGAGGACACCAAGGAGUCAGUGAAAGAGGAACGUGGGGAUUCAGACAAUGCCGCGAUUGUCAAUUCAACACCAUCACCACAGAGCAAGUCAUCGGACCGGCUGGGGGAGAAGAGCGUCCCCGUUCCUGACACAGCCUCGCCAGCCAAUGACGACUGCCAAGCGUCUAAUCCGACAGAGAGUUUGGAGUCUCUGAUUGGCACUCUGAGGCACCAGAUCCAAUCCUCAGAUUGGUUGGAGAAAAACACACCAGAACUGUCUGCUGGGGAGGACCCAGAGAUUCUCGAUGUGUUCAAAGCCCUGCUGCAACGAGCCAGAAAGUAAACGGGAGAUAAACAGCCGCAAAGCAAGCUGCCAAAUGUCUGGAGGCGGUGCUUAAACCCCCCCCCCCCCCACACACACCCCCGUCCCAGCACGUCUGUGUUUGUGGUGAACGGCUUCCCACAAACACAAGCAACAUCAAAACUGGUAUUGUCUGAUGUAUCAUGACUAGCGCGCUGUACAGUGCACAGCAGUGGAAGUCUCGUCGAUCAGCACAAGAUCAAUUACUCAGUCGUUUGUGUAGGAGGAGAACCAAAGUUUAAGUGAUUCCAACUUCUGAAAUGUUAAGAUUCCUUUAUUUUCUCGCUUUGCUAUUAUUAGAAAUGAAAGCGAAACUAAGUGACGUGUUCUGGGUGGCCUCUAGGAAAUCAACUAUUUUGCUGAUUGUAUAUCUAAUCAGAUUGAUUGAUUUAAAAAAAUUAUAUAUCAAAAGCCACAGCUCUAAAUGUCAUGUUGAGGAAGGCAGGACAGAAUAACAGGACAAAGUCUGCCAUAUUUUUGAUUUCAUCAAAAACAAAAUCAGUUCUGUUGUAUUCAGAAAGAUUUUACGUUGAUAUGAAUCAUAUGCCUUUUUUGUGCACAUGCACUUUUUAUGUGAAUUUGUCUCAUUUUGUGCCCAUUAAUCAGAUGAUGUAUUGUCAUAUCUCCAGUUUGUUAUGUUUUAAUUAAAGUGGCUCAUAAGAAGUCGGUGAUGAAAGUCUUGAAGCUCUUUUCAUGGUUUCAUUGUUUGUGCUGAGAGAUGUUACACUCGAAAUGUGGUGUAUUUGGGCUUAAAGAUGUCAAAUAUAAUUGAUAGAUUAGGAGAAACCGGGGCACGGUGAAUCACGGGGCACAGUGAAUCAGUAUCUAUAUCUGCAAAACUACAUAUUUAUAUUUGCAGCAGUUAUGCCAUAUUUUUAUGCAUAAAGACAUCCCCCUUUUAAAUUAGUGGUUUGUUUUUGGAUACUUUAAGGGUAAAACUAAGUGGCAA